AUGUUUGAAUCUCUUGUUGCUAACCUUCUUAACAGGUUUUUGGGAUCGUUUAUUGAGAAUUUUGAUCCCAAACAGUUGAAUAUUGGAAUUUGGAGUGGAGAUGUGAAAUUGAAGAAUAUGCGGUUGAAGAAGGAGUCGCUCGACAAGUUAAAACUUCCCGUAGAUGUUAAAUUUGGGCACUUAGGCGAGUUGACGAUUCUGAUUCCAUGGUCGAAUUUAAAGUCCAAACCAGUGAAAAUCACAAUAGAGGAUGUAUAUGUGUUGGCAUCACCAAUAGUUGUUCAGGAGUUUGACCUAGAGGAGGAGGAAAGAAGAGAAUUGCAAAUGAAAAAAGAAAAGCUUGAAGGGUUGAAGGCUAUCGAGAGUGCAGCAGCACAGAAUCGGGAUGUAGCAUCGGACUUGAGUAAUAACGAGUCAUUUACUGAGAGUUUGGUGACCAAGAUAGUUGAUAAUUUACAAGUCACAAUCAAGAAUAUUCAUGUUAGAUAUGAAGACGAUUCGGUUUUGACAGAAAAUCCAUACUCUGUUGGAUUUAGGUUGACAGAAUUAUCUGCUGUUUCAUGUAACGAAUCGUGGGUCGCAAGUUUCAUUUCAAUUACUCAAGCGUUCACUCACAAGUUAUUAACAUUAAAGAAUUUAAGUUGUUACAUGAAUACGGAUUCUGCUACCAUAUUUACAGAAGAUUCUGAGAAGCUUUUGAAAAUUUUCAAGGAAUCAGUUUCGAGUGAAGCAUUUAUAAAUGACAUACAGUACUUACUUAAACCUAUUUCUGGUGAAGGGAGGUUAACUGUACAUAAAAGAGGAGCAACAGAAACAUCUCCUCAUAUUAAGGCCGAGCUAUUUUUCGAUGAAUUUGGAAUUGAUUUAGAUUCACAACAAUAUAGGGAUAUUUUAUGGACAGCAUCUAAAUUCCAUUGGUACAUUAAAACUCAGAAAUUCAGAAAAUUUAGACCAAAAGUUGAAGUAGAAGAAGACCCUAAGGAAUGGUUUAGAUAUGCAGCUAAAUCUAUAUUGAAUGAAAUUCAUGAAAAGAACUAUAAAUGGAGUUGGGAAUAUUUUGCAACUAGAAGGGAUCAAAGAAAGGCGUAUAUAAAGCUUUGGAAAAUGAAGCAAUUGAGUAAGUCAUUGACUUCGGAAGAAGAAAAAGAAUUCGAGGACUUAGAGAUAAAGCUUCCAUUUGAAGAUAUCAAGUUCUAUAGGUCAUUAGCUAAGACCGAAAUCCGCAAGGAAAAUAAAAAGGUUCUCACAUCUAGUUCUUCGGCUUCUCAAACUAAAGAUCAACAAAGUGGUGGUUGGCUUUCAUCUUGGUGGGGUGGCUCUAAGCCAGUUGAAAAUAGUACCGUAGAGCCAGAUUCAAAUAAUGACUUACUGUUAAGUGAAGAUCAACGAAAAGCGCUAUAUGAAGCGAUCGAAUAUGACGAAAAUCAAGCAUUAGUAGAUUCAAUUGAUAUGCCUAGAGAUAGAGUAAAAGUUGAACUCUUGACAUCGUUGAAGAAAGGUGGUAUCUCCAUAAGACAGAAAAAGCACGAACCGAAUUUAGCAGAAGUUAUAUUCGAAGGAUUUACGACUCAAAUAUAUCAAAGACCGGAUUCUUUUUUGAUUAAUUUGCAGUUGCAAGAAUUUAGAGUUGAAGAUGGUACGAAGACUACGUUAUAUAAACAUAUUGUUAGCGUGAAACAGGAACAUUCUCAUUUGCAUAAUGAUGAUUCAGAAUCAGAUGUGUCAUCAUUGGGAUUAAAUACUAACGACCCAUUUUUCAAGGUUUCUUUUGAAAAUAAUCCAUUGGAUGAAAGUGCCGAUUCCAUGUUAUUAGGUAAAUUAAAAUCUAUGACAAUUUUUUAUAACCCGCAUUUCAUAGAGGAGAUUAUUAAAUUCUUUACUCCUCCAAAAGUUCACCUUGAUACUAUUGGAGCUGUUAUGAAUGCUGCAGAAGCAACUAUGGAGGGAUUGACAUCACAAACACGGAUAGGGCUUCAGUAUGCGUUGGAAGAACACAAGACUCUUAAUGUGAAGUUGGAUUUACAAGCUCCUCUAAUUAUAUUACCAUUAGAUCCUACGAGUUGGAAAUCGCCUGUGGCAAUCUUGGAUGCUGGUCAUAUUAGUGUUGUAAGCAAUUUAGUUGAAAAAUCUAAGAUCGAAGAAAUAAAAGCCAAAGAAAGAUAUACUUCUGAUGAUUGGGACCAAUUGAAGAACUUGAUGUAUGACCAGUUUAAUCUUCAUUUACAAGAUGCACAAUUCUUGGUUGGCCCUAACAUUAAAUCGACUAUGGAGCAGUUACAUACCGACGACAAACAUAAAUCAGCUUUGAUUUUAGAUAAAUUGAAUCUUAAAUUAUUAUUGGGAAUAUCAAUUCUACCAGAUGCAUAUAAUUUAGCGAAAAUUAAAGUCGGAGGAGAGGUCACUAAAUUUGAUGUUGCAAUCAAUGAUUUUCAGUAUAAAACAAUAAUGAAGAUUAUUGAUAAAGCUAUACCAAAUCUUGAUACGACUGAUUUUGAUGAUUCAAGUAUAUUUGAUGCGUAUGGUAAUCACAAGGAAAGAGAGAUUAGAGAAAUAGAUGAUACAGAAACAUCUUCAAUUAUAUCGACUAAACCUACAAAAGAUCUGAAGACGGAUCCUAUUCAAGAGAAACUAUUCGAAUUUGAUUUUAAGGUCGAUGUUGUUAACGUAUCGCUCUCUAGAUGCAUUAAUGGCAUUAGUUUAGAGACUGAACCGCUUGUCGAUUUAGUAGGUGAUUCUCUAAAAUUAUUUUUCUCCAAAACUUCGAAUGACAUGCACCUUGACUUGGCUCUUACUGAUAUCAACUUGAUUGAUCAUAUCGAAAAGUCAGGAGUUCCAGAAUUUGAAGCAUUGGUCUCAUCAAAUAAGUUUUCUGAAAUUGAUAAUCAAAGUAAAGAAAAGAAUAAGGACUUAUUCAAGUUAGAUUAUCUGAGAACUCAAAGAGUUGUUGAACACAACGGAAAGGAAAUAGAGGUAUUUGAUCAGGACAUUGUUGUUGACAUUGCUACUGUUAAGUUUGUUGUUUCUCGUAAAUCGAUUUUGAGCCUUCUUAAUUUUAUUUUGAAUACAUUUACAGAUCCAAAUGAGCCACCUAACGAAGCAGAUGAGAUAAAACAUAACAAUUCUGAUGAUGCCGAUACAUCUCCACAAAAAAUUAAUGUUGUUGUUAAUUUAGAGAGUAUUAUUAUGGUUUUGAAUGAAGACGGACUAAAAUUAGCAACAUUGCAAUUAAGUACUGCUAGUAUUAACGUUUUCUUAUUGCCUGAGGAGUUGGAAGUCCAAGGUAGACUUGGAGCUUUAAGUUUACACGAUGAAGUUAAUCAAGGUUCUCCGAGAGAUUCAAUAUUGCGUCGUUUGAUAAGUAUCGAAGGGAACAACUUAGCCGAAUUUACUUACAAAACCUUUGAUAACGAAACAAAUUGUAAUCCAUAUAAUACUUUAAUUGAAUUCAAAACAGGUUCCGCUAGAGUUAAUUUUGUUGAGGAAGCAUUUGGUAAAAUAUUUAAUUACUUGAGUCAAUUUCAAAGGAUGAAAGCUAUUUAUGACCAGGCUCGAGAGGCAGCGAUUAAUCAAGCAAGUCAAAUCGAAGGAGCAAAUAAAAUAAGGUUCAAUUUCUUGGUUCAGGCUCCUAUAAUUGUUUUUCCAAAACUAGUCGAUAGCCCUAGAAAUAAGUACGAUAAUAUGACUGCUCAUCUAGGUGAAUUAUAUGCUUCUAACGAAUUUGUUAAAGCUGAAAAUGAUUCGACAAUUCAGAAUGUUAUCACGGCUGGUAUUCGUAAAAUUAGUCUUAAAUCACAGUUUCAUUUCGAUGAAGGAGUUGAGCAACAAUCAGAACUUGUAAAUGAUCUUGAUAUUAGUUUCAAAGUAGACUAUUCCGAAGAGUAUGUAGAAUCAAAGCCUACAUUUGUCGUUACAGGAAAAAUGCCAGAAGUUGAUUUGCAUUUAACUGAAUUGCAGUUGCAAUAUUUGAUGGAGCUUUCUGAAUCAGUUAGUAGGGUACUUAACGUUUCGGAUAUCGAUGAACUGCUUGAUGAUAUAGAAGCAGAUGCUGCAAAUGCCAACGCCGUUGUCAAGUAUGACAAUCAGGCUAACAAUUCAGAGAAUAUUACUCGAGAAGCAUCUAUAGUUAGAGAUGAGAAACAGGCGCCUCCAAGUAAACAUAAGAAGGUUAUUGCCAGUUUUGAUAUACCUAGGUUAUCUUUAACUUUAUAUAACAGAACAUUUGGGAUUUCGAAUUAUGAGUCAACUAAGAUCUCUUCUCUUUCUUUAAAUGGUCUGUCCUUCGCUUUGGAUAUGAGUGAGGAUUCUCACUUCGUAUCUGAUAUGAACGUGAAAUCAUUUGUUGUUAGGGAUGUUAGAGAGGGAACGAGUAAUAAGUUUCCGGAAAUUAUUCCUCUGGUAAGCCAUGAUACUAACCAAUUUGUUUUGAAGGCCUCAACAGAUGGAAAGUCCGAUAGUAAACAUAUCACAGUCAUGUUGACUGUAGAUAACCCUAAAACAAUUCUAGCCCUUGAUUAUAUUUUUGAAUUACAAUCUUUUAUAAAUAAUGGUAUGGUAAGAGGACAACAGAUAAGGCAAGAAGAUGAAGAAGAGGAUGAAGAAGAGGAUGAAGAAGAAGGUGAAGACGAAGAAAUCACUGAUAGUCAAAGUGAAGAAGCAACUGACGCAAAAAUGUUAAAACCAAAGAGGGAAGAAUCUGAAGCACGUACAUCUCAAUCAAUUGGCUUUUCUAUAAAUAUAACAGAACCAUCUGUGAUAUUACUAGCCGAUUCAACAAAGGAAAAUACAGAAGCAAUUGUUUUUAAAGUCGAACAAAUCUUAAUUACCAGUCAAAAUGUAAUGUCCCUUGCUGCAAAUAAUAUUGGAAUGUUCUUGUGUACCAUGGAUUCAUUUGAUGACAAGAGAUUAAGAAUUAUUGAUGACUUUUCUAUUUCAUUUGCUCAUGAUUCUAGAGGUUCAACUAAAACUAGCUUUCUUACUAAUAUAGAUGCAUCUAUUGAGCCUAUGCUUAUGAGAUUGUCUUUGAGAGAUAUAAGACUUGCAUUGAACAUCUUCAACAGGGCAACAGAACUAUAUAAUGAAGCUCAUGGGAAUGUAGACACAAACAAUGAAGAUGAUGAAUACAACUUUUCUGAAGAGUUUAAAAAGAGGUUAUCCCAAUACGCACCUUCAAUAUUAUCAAAUAUGACUAAGAAAAGCGGACCAAUAAAUAAGGAUAAAGGAAAUUCUCAAGUGAUUGUCAAAGGUGAAGAACUUAACGCUUCUAUUGGAGGUUUGAGAUUUGUAUUGAUCGGUGAUAUUCAUGAAUUGCCGGUACUUGAUAUGAAUAUAAAGCCGUUUGAUCUCAAAGCUAUCAAUUGGUCUACAGACCUUAGUGCCGAAACACAUAUUGAAUCUUUCGUUAAUAUUUAUAAUUAUUCUAGAUCGACAUGGGAACCAUUGAUUGAACCAUGGCCUAUUUCCAUUUACGCUUCUAAGAAAAUAUCACCUACUCCAAGUAUAAUGAUUGAUGUCGUUUCUAGACAGCUAGCAGAAGCUAACAUAUCAUCCCGUUCUAUUGCUUUAUUAUCGCAAGUCUUUUCGUUAAUAACAACCGAGGAAGAAUUAAAGUCAAGAGGGGAAGAUGAUCCAUAUCGUAUUGUUAACGAAACAGGUUAUGAUAUAGAAGUUUGGAAUAAUCAGAAGGAUGGAACUCUCAAAGAUAAGAAAUUGGUUAAGUUAAAUGAGAAGAUUCCAUGGUCAUUUGAAGAUUGGCGUGAUAUUCGUGAGAAUCUUGAUUCUGACAGUAAGCUGGGUGUACUUGGAAUUAGUCUUUUAGAAUCACCAUAUGAUGAUGUUUCUGGAAUAUCUGCUAUUGGAGAAGGAGAAUUUCUUUUCGUUUUAAACCCAGCAAUUGAAGGAGUACAUAAUAGAUUGUCAUGCGAAAUUACGUUGGGCGAAGAUAACGUGAAAACAAUUUGUUUAAGAUCUACAGUAAAGAUUCAAAAUGAUGCGGAUAUUCCAAUAGCAAUAAAAGUAUCUGAUAAGCCAGAUAAUAGCGCAGAAAUAAUCGUCAAAUCAAAAAUGACGGGAUCUUUGCCUAUUGGCUCUGUAUAUGCGGGCUCAUUUAGAAUAAAACCGCACAUUGAUACAGAAUAUAACUGGUCAGAAGAGGAGCUACACUGGAGAGAUCAAUUGAAUGGAAGUACUCCAUUAUGCUGUCCUGCUUCAAACGAGAAUGAUAAAUCUGCUUAUUACUUCCACACAGAAGCUCAGUCUGACCGUGACGAACCUCUCGCUAAGAUUUAUCCACAUAUGAAAUAUAUUAUAUCAGCACCAGUAGAGAUAGAGAAUUUGCUUCCAUUUGAUUUUGAUUAUAGAUUAUACGACAAGAAUGCCAAGAAGGAUUGGAAUGGAAGUAUCCCUAAAGGUGUUAAAAGCUAUGUACACGUCGUUAGUUUGGAAAGUCUCUUAUUACUUAGUGUGCAACCAAAGUGGUGUGGUUUUGAAAAAUCAGAAUUUGCAAUCAUUAAUGCAAUUUCCAAAGGCGAAUUCAAGCGUGAAUCAACGAUGACUUUAAGACAUAAAAAUGGUCAAUUAUUGAAACUCAGAAUAUACUACCCAAGAAAAAAAUCAGCAAGUACUAGUUUGAAGGUAGUUGUUUAUUCGCCAUAUGUUAUUCUUAACAGAACGAAUCAGAAUAUCAUUAUCAGUGAAAAAGGUAAUAUGAUGCAAUCCAAUAGCAAAUCUUUUAAACCUACGGUUCCUAGUAUGUUCUCAUUUGAUAAACAUGGAGAUACAAGUAAUAGAGCAUUGCUUAAGAUUAAUGACUCAAGCUGGACUUCGCCUUUGAGUUUUGAUGCGAUUGGACAGACUAGUGCUGCAAAAGUACAAGUAAAUGGGAAACAAAUUGAAAUGAAUGUUGGUAUAUCGAUUACAGAGGGCCAGGGAAAGUAUAAUUUAUCUAAGGUAAUUACUAUUGCACCAAGGUAUAUUUUCCGUAAUUGUCUAGAAGAAUCUCUAGAGAUUGUGGAAAAUGGAUCUACUAAACAAAUUGUUGUUGCUCCAAAUGAACUAAUUCCUUUGUAUGGCUUGCGUCGUAUUGACCAAAAAAGUUUGCUGAUGAAGUUUUCUCAUGUAUCUAAAACUUGGUCAGCACCAUUCGCUCUUGAUGAUGUGGGUCAACUUUUCAUAAAGGUGUAUAAAGAAAACGUUGGUCAAGUGUUACUUAAAGUUAACAUUCUAUUGGAAGACGCUACAAUAUUCAUUCAAGUAGAAAAUGCCAACAACAAUUGGCCAUAUUCAAUCCGUAAUUUUAGUGAUUCCGAAUUCUACAUUUGUCAGAAUGAUCCAAAUAUCAAUGAAAAUGGGGAUGUAGUGAAGCAUGAUACACAGUACAAACCAAUAUUCUAUAAGAUUCCACCGAAAAGUGUGAUGCCUUAUGCCUAUGAUUAUCCGAAUGCAAUCAUUAAAGAGUUGGUAAUUAGAUCGCAUGGUAGAGAAAGAGCUGUUAAUUUAGCGGAGAUAGGAAAUUUAAAGCCAUUUAGGCUACCACCAACUCAAGAUCAUGAACAGACUAUUGUUGAUUUGAACGUUGUAGCAGAUGGUCCUACUCAAUCCUUAAUCAUUUCGAACUAUGACCCAUCGGUAAGUUUAUACAAAUUGAAAAAUCAAUCUCAGUCUAGUGCAAGCAUUUCUCAACAAAAUUUUGAAACUACAGAAAAUGACGAGAAUUAUCAUACUCGUAUAAUAACUAGAUUUGAAGGGUUAGGCAUUUCUUUGAUUAAUACUAGGGCACAGGAAUUAUGUUACAUUUCAUUAAGAGGAGUUGAAUUGCGUUACAAUGAAUCAGAUUUAUAUCAGAAUUUCAGUAUGAAAUUGAAAUGGAUACAAAUUGAUAAUCAAUUAUAUGGCGGCUUUUUCCCGAUUAUUUUAUAUCCAAGCGUUGUGCCAAAAUCUGGGAAGGAAAUGAACAACCAUCCAUCAUUUUCUGCUUCUAUAUGUAAGGUUAAAGAUGAUUCACAUGGUGUAUUAUUUAUUAAAUAUGCAACCGUACUCUUACAAGAGAUGUCCGUUGAAAUUGAUGAAGAUUUCCUUUUUGCAUUGCUUGAUUUUGCUCGUUUCCCAGGAGCUAGUUGGAAUAAGGAACAACAGGAUAAAUUGUGUGAUGACAAUGUGGAAUUACCGGAGCCUGUGAGUUUAUCUAAUAGCAGUGACAUCUAUUUUGAAGCAUUGCAUUUACAACCAACCUUGACUCAUUUAUCUUUUGUUAGAACAGAAAGAGUGAAUGCAGAAGACAGAACAACGUCACUGAAUACAUUGAUGUUUUUCUUCAAUGUGCUUACAAUGGCAAUUGGAAAUAUAAAUGAUGCUCCAAUUAAAUUGAAUGCCUUAUUCAUUGAAAAUAUCAGAAUACCUAUGCCAAUUCUAGUAGAAGCAAUCCAGACUCAUUAUGGUCAGUCAUUCUUCUAUCAAGUUCAUAAGAUAUUGGGAUCGGCAGACUUCUUAGGAAAUCCAGUUGGUUUAUUUAAUAACUUAUCAUCUGGUGUUCUUGAUAUAUUUUAUGAGCCAUAUCAAGGAUUUAUCAUUAACGAUCGUCCACAGGAACUAGGAAUAGACAUUGCUAAAGGGGGCUUGAGUUUCUUGAAGAAAUCUAUUUUUGGUUUUUCAGAUUCUUUUGCAAAAGUAACUGGGUCACUAGCGAAAGGAUUAUCAGUGGCAACUCUAGAUAAAAAUUUCCAAGAACGUCGUCGUCUUAGUCAACGAAGGAAUAAACCUAAACAUGCGUUAUAUGGGUUUGCGACAGGCGCUAAUUCAUUUUUUGAUUCCAUUUCUUCUGGUGUGACUGGAAUUGCAACAGCACCAAUUGAAGGCGCUAACAAAAACGGAGCGUCUGGAUUUUUUAGAGGAUUAGGAAAGGGUGUUGUUGGAUUACCGACUAAAACAGCCAUUGGAUUUUUUGACUUAGCCUCCAAUGUGAGUGAGGGUAUCCGUAAUACAACAACUGUAUUCGAUGCUGAGGGAUUGGAUAAAGUUAGGUUGCCUCGUUAUAUUUCCCACGAUCAGGUUAUCAGACCUUACGAUCAAAGAGAAGCACAAGGACAAUUCUGGCUUAUGUCUAUUGAUGGUGGAACCCUAUAUAAUGAGAAGUACUUGGCACAUUUACUUCUUCCAGGCGAGGAAAAUGCAAUAAUCGUAACGUUCAAAAAGAUAAUCUUGUUCCAAGUUAAUGCGUUAAAGUCUAAGUGGAUUAUCCCUUUGGAGCAAGUGAAAUCAAUUUCAAACGAGUCUACGGGCAUUAGUAUUACAUUGAAGAAAAAGGAAGGUCCAUUUAUCCCAAUACCCGAAAGAGCCAAUAGGUCAUUCUUAUAUAAUAGGAUUGGUGUUGCUGUUGGAGAAUUCAACAAGCAUUGCCAAGUAUUCCUAUGA
Messenger RNA from Debaryomyces fabryi, 9405 nucleotides. RefSeq names its product membrane morphogenesis protein (gene VPS13). Gene Ontology annotation, biological process: mitochondrion organization; late endosome to vacuole transport; protein retention in Golgi apparatus. The transcript has a single exon. Lineage: Eukaryota; Fungi; Ascomycota; Pichiomycetes; Serinales; Debaryomycetaceae. The record is from RefSeq and is a predicted model, not a curated record. The coding region runs from base 1 to 9405 and encodes 3134 amino acids. Gene Ontology annotation, cellular component: extrinsic component of membrane.